GCUGCUUCAUCAUUCUCGUUGCCUUCUUUUUUCUCCAAUCGCGAAACUUGCUCUCGUCCUUCUCCUUUCUCCCGACUUCCCGAUCUCGCUCGGACGAUUGAUUCGGUGUAACUCUCUUCCGCCUCCGUCUCCGGUCGUCGCUGCUUCUUCUUGGCCCGAUCAUGGCGUCGGGUAAUGUUCAUCCACUGCCCAAGUUCGGAGAAUGGGAUGUCAACAAUCCUGCCUCAGCCGAAGGGUUCACUGUCAUAUUCACCAAAGCUCGGAAUGAAAAGAAGACCAGCAAUUCUAAUCCCCCACUAGCCCCAAUAAGAGACGAUGUAAAUGAUCUCAAAACAGAAUCACCCCACCAGAGUCCGAGAAAGAGUAAGAAAUUGUUUUGCUGUUGUUGACUUCUGCUGUUGCUGGAGCACUGUACGUGCACAUCUGCUGCCUUGUGGGGAUGUCAAGUCCUUAAUUUAUCUGUUUAUUGUGGUGUGAAGCAUUUUAAUUGAGAUCUUUUAGCUCUUCUGUGUAUGUCGAGUAAUUGUCUGUAUAGGCUAACAAGGAUUAACAUAAUUUAUAGUUCUUCCUGUUUGUUUA
This is a messenger RNA of Zingiber officinale, 579 nucleotides long. Its product is annotated as protein NOI4-like. Bases 162 to 389 code for a protein of 75 amino acids. Lineage: Eukaryota; Viridiplantae; Streptophyta; Magnoliopsida; Zingiberales; Zingiberaceae. The transcript is spliced from 3 exons. The record is from RefSeq and is a predicted model, not a curated record.